UUUCAAAUUCUUAAGUUGACUAAACAACAGACUAUGAGGGGAAUAUACGUAAUUGUCAUCACCUUCCUGGGAUUUUGGGCUAACAAUGAAGUUAUUGCAAAGGAAGAUCAACUUGAACAAUCGAUUUUGAAAGAAGGAUACUACGAGGAUGGCAUUCCGACAAGAUGUCCAUAUCGAGAGAGCAACACAACCACGACCCAUAUCCCACAUGAAACCGAUUGCACGAAGUUUUACAAGUGUCAAUGGGGUACAAGAAUCUUGAUGGAGUGUCCUCUGAUCGAGGGAACUCAAAUAAGACUGCACUAUAAUAGACGCGGACAGGUCUGCGAUUGGCCGUGGACAGCCGACUGCGUUCAUUGUCCUUUACAAAACAAAAAUGGCAUUUGGCCGCAGUCCAAAUUAUCUUACGACAUACAGGAUUGUAGUGCGUACUAUGUGUGCAUAAACGGUAAAAAGAAUUUGCAAUAUUGUCCUGUGAAUACGUGCUUUAGCCGUACAUGUCAAAAUUGCGUUGUAAAUCGUUCGGGUGGAAAUUGCGAUCUGUAAUGUCAUGCAAGGACGACAAAAAAUAU
Molecule: messenger RNA, 572 nt
Organism: Trachymyrmex cornetzi
Lineage: Eukaryota; Metazoa; Arthropoda; Insecta; Hymenoptera; Formicidae
Exons: 2
Coding region: 34-546 (170 amino acids)
Cellular component (GO): extracellular region
Molecular function (GO): chitin binding
Source: RefSeq, a predicted model, not a curated record